AGUCGCCGUGGGACACUGGCGAUAGUAACUCCCAACUAGGGACAUGUCCGUAACUCGUUCCUGACAGCGCCCGCGCGGAGGAUCCUUCAUCAAUAAAGAAUCCUUCCUGUGGAACGUGACGCGUGAAACUUCACACGGAUAAUAACACGGACUAAAUUUAAUCACGGAAAAUGAAGUUUUCCCAGUGCGUUGUAUUAUUGGUCGCUCUGUAUCUGGCCUCAGAAACUUGUCAAGCAAGUACUUUCGGUGAGAGGGUGAAAAACUUUUUUGGUAUUUUUGGUAACAAACCACCGUACGCCAUGGAAGAACCUGCACCUUGUUACUGUAGUUGCGGUCUGCGGAACGAAGAAAGCCGAAUAGUCGGUGGCCAGACUACUCGUAUGAAUGAAUUCCCAUGGAUGGCCAGGCUUUCGUAUUUGAACAAAUUCUACUGUGGUGGAACGUUGAUUAAUGAUCGCUACGUCCUGACCGCGGCUCACUGUGUCAAAGGGUUCAUGUGGUUCAUGAUCAAGGUCACGUUCGGUGAACACGACAGGUGUACCGAGAGAGGAGCUGAGACCAGAUACGUGGUCAGAGUGUUAACCGGUGAUUUCAGCUUCCUCAAUUUCGACAAUGACAUCGCGCUUUUACGGCUGAACGAAAGAGUGCCUCUCAGCGACACUAUAAGGCCAAUAUGUUUGCCAACAGAAAAAGAUAAGCAAUACGUUGGAACGAAAGCAAUCGCGUCCGGCUGGGGUACCUUGUACGAGGAUGGGAAGCCAUCUUGCCUGCUGCAGGAAGUCGAGGUACCGGUUAUGAGCCUUCAGGAUUGCCGUAACACAAGCUACAGUCCACGUAUGAUCUCUGAUAACAUGAUGUGCGCUGGAUAUCCUGAUGGGAAAAAGGAUUCUUGUCAGGGUGAUAGCGGAGGACCACUCAUAGCCGAACGCGAAGACAAGAAAUACGAACUCAUAGGUAUAGUAUCCUGGGGAAACGGAUGUGCUCGACCAGGAUACCCUGGCGUUUACACAAGAGUCACACGAUACAUAAACUGGAUAGUUUACCACUCGCGAGAGGGAUGUUUCUGUGAACAAAAUUAAGAUCAAUUGUUAUGUGUAAUAACGUGGAAAGCAAUAGAUUUUUCUGUAUUAUAUUAAUUAUUAUUAUGAAACAACAUUGAAUGGGGAUAAAUACAAGUUUCAUGGUGACGACAUUAUUGAUGAUAGACUUUGAGAUACAUAGGGACAUCAAGUCGAUUUUCUUCGGAUAUUAAUUAAUAUUUAGUUUCCAAAGUCAUUGAAAACGUAUUUUCUUAACAUAUUUUCAACAUUGCAACAAGUAAAUUAUAUAAUUUUUUUGGAUAUUGCUACUUGUAUUAAUAUUCAUGUAGAGACUAACUUCUACACAAGCAAAUGUUUAUUCUGCUUUUUGACAAAUCUUUUUCUAAGAGAAUAUGCUCAAAUGUAAGUAAUGUACGAAUUACUUCGCUAGGAAUUAUUUAAAUAGUAUUCAUAAAAUACUCAAACAUUCCCUGUACAUGAUCUUUCAUCUAAAAAAGAGGACUAAUUACAAUUAUUACGAAUUAAAAGAUCAUUUGAGUGUCACACGAUCUGCUCAAAUAUAAAGAAAAAUUAUAAUCAUUUUAAAAAUGAAGUAAUAUGCUCAAUGACAAGAUAGUCAAUAAACGUUUCUAUUAUACAAAUUAUACAACAAUUAUCAAUACACUUUAUUUCAUCCUAAUAACAAUUUAAAAUCUAUAACACUUUAAAUAUACAAAUAAUUCAACAAACAUGAUAAAGCAUAUUUAGGCAAUUAAAAGGAUCGAGACAACAAAUAAUGCGAAGAUUGUAAUUUACAAUACAAAUGGGUUAACUUCCUGUCGAUUGAGCCCAUCAAUCGGAAAGAGAAUUUCUAUUCUUCGAAUAAGAAAUCGUACGAGUCAAUUUCUAUUAUAUGUACUGCCUCCAUUAGAUUCAUAUAAAGAUAAUUCUACUGUACUCUUAAACUUCCGAAAUUCACAAAAAGCAGAGUUGAUCAGUAUAAUCAAUCAAUACGACUCAACCAUAGCCUAUUUCAAAUCAAUAGAAACGAUUACGCUCUCUCGACAAAUCUCUGCGUAGAAGGAUAAGUCGACGCGUAUUGAGCCUUCAAGUCGAAGCAAAUACAAAUCAAAGCUUACGAUCGGGAUACUAUAUGUGUCAAACGUACAUGUACCAUUUCCAUGGAUUGGUCCAUCAUACGAUGCCUGAAAUAGCCUAACGGUACUGUACUAACCGGUUAUAAACCGGUUAUAAUUCAAACGAAAACGAAACAAGCAAAAACAAGAUCGGCAUCCUUUGGUCGAUACCGAGGAACCACUCGUUAGUACGUUCGACAUUGAGGAAAAAGCGUUGUAUAUUUUUCAAGAUGCGGGCAACGGUAAUCCCGCUAUACAAGACAAACCAAUCGUUUAACCGGGACCAGUAUCGUUCCGACAGCCGAGAGAAAAGUCAUGAAGCUGCAAAACUUCCUCAAAUAUAUCCUUUGUGGUUUGCUGUUGGUGCUCACUUCGAGGUUCAUUCACUGCAAUAAAUUUAAUUCAUCCGUAAGCAAUCUUACAAUAAUUUAGAUAGAAAAUUAUUACGAGUACUAUACUUUUAAUAUUUUAUAUAUUUUGAUAUAUUACGCGCAUUCUGUGCAUUUUUGUACCUUUAAAUAUCCCACAAAUACAUAAAAGUCUGCA
This is a messenger RNA of Bombus impatiens (common eastern bumble bee), 2701 nucleotides long. Its product is annotated as trypsin-1. The transcript is spliced from 6 exons. Lineage: Eukaryota; Metazoa; Arthropoda; Insecta; Hymenoptera; Apidae. Gene Ontology annotation, molecular function: serine-type endopeptidase activity. The coding region runs from base 171 to 1079 and encodes 302 amino acids. The record is from RefSeq and is a predicted model, not a curated record. Gene Ontology annotation, biological process: proteolysis.